Molecule: messenger RNA, 2082 nt
Organism: Antechinus flavipes (yellow-footed antechinus)
Lineage: Eukaryota; Metazoa; Chordata; Mammalia; Dasyuromorphia; Dasyuridae
Gene: CENPQ
Product: centromere protein Q
Exons: 10
Coding region: 313-1146 (277 amino acids)
Source: RefSeq, a predicted model, not a curated record
AAGUCACCUUGAUGAGAUAGGGGGAGAUUAAGGAGAGUUGGAUAAAACAUAAUAUGCUAUAGUCAACUUCAGGAUGCAUGAACCUAGUCUUCUCAGCAUCCUAGGAAGAACGAAUUUGCCUGGACUUCUUAUUGUAAGAGGCCCGAGAAAUGAAAAGGAAGAGGAAGACACUCAAGUUUGCGCGGGACUAGUGACCUAUCCCAGGGCGUGUGAGUAUUGAAUUGCGUGUGCGUCACCGGAAAACACUUGCCGACUGAUUGAAGGAAGGUGGCGCGUUGCGGAAAGGAACUAAUUGAUUCUUUAUAAGUCACAAUGCCUGGAAGAGGAGGUGAAAAUCGCACAAGAGAAACCAAGUCAAAGAACAAGAGCAAAUCUCAACAGUGUAAAAAAACUGAAAAAAGGAAAGUUGAUAAUGAAGAUACUAAGGAGUUAGAAAAAGAGGUCAGACAGUCAAUCAAACUAAUGAAGAAACAACUAGCGAGUCCAAGACAGCCUUUGCAAGAAACUGGGGAAAAUGCAAAUAAGAAAAAGAAAACUUUCAAAAAUAAAGUAACAUGGCAGUCUCUCUCAAAAGAUAAUAAAGAAUAUUUUGAGACUAUGAUGGAUUCUAUGAUACGAUCUGUUUUGAGAGAUGAAAUAAAAAAAAAGGAAAACACCCAAAUUCAUCUUAACUGCUUAAAGGAAAGGUUUCUUCAAUUGUGUGAAACUCAUAAAAUCUCUCUGGGAGAGUGGAACAGUCUAAAGGAAGUGUCAAAUCUCUGUCUGAAGGAACUGGAAAUUCUUGAGGCCAAUAAAAAAGACUUGGAGUUAUUGAAGGAAGAAACUGAAAAAGCAAUGAAGGCCACACAAUUAAUAAAAGAAAAUAUUCAGAACCUUCAGGACAGAAUUCGGAUUCUUGAGAGUGAAUUGAAGGAAAAAGAGGAAAAGUCUAAGCAGGUGCUUCAAAUAGAUGGUACCAGGGCCCUUUCUCUUCCAGAACUCCCCAAGAAAAGUAUUAAAGCCCCAAUACUUCAUGAGGAAAUUUUGAAGAGGAUUCCAAAUCAGAAGGAUAUUCUAAAGGAUCUGCAUGUCAUGAAUAAUUCAGCAGAGAUGAAGAACAUGCUAACUUUCAUAAAAGAAGCCUAUAAGAAUCUGGAUGCCUCCUAAGUUCUUGUAUUAUUUUGUGGACAAAUUUAACAUUUAUAAAUCAGUUAAAAUGAUUGUUACCUUUAAGAGUCUUUAGAUAUUAUGGAUGAUUAAACCAUAUUGGGAAGUACAAGUCCCCCCAUUCAUCACUUUUAAAAAUAGGCAUCUCCUACCAAAUGAAAAUCCAAAGAGGCUCUGGAUCAGAAAUGACAAGUUUAGGUGCUCCAGUCGCCCCAUUCCACAUCAUUCUGACGUGUGUCUCAAGACCAUACACCUAAAAACUAAGCUUUUUUUUCAUCUAUUUUGGAUUUUCUAGGACCAGAGUUUCAGCAGAAUAUAGCAAUCUUUUUAAAUUGAGGAAUCAAUCAAAUAAAAUAGGUAGGACAUAGGAGAGUUAAUAUGUACCUUUCAAAAGUGACUGAACUUUCAAUGACCAGUUAUUUAGAACUGGAAAAAUUAUCCUCUUUUUUUAAAAUCCCUUCCUUCUUUCAGUGCAAUUUUCUUCCCCCUAACAACUCCCUGGCCUUCCUCCAAUGACCUAUCUCACUUUUACUGUUAGCUGUGUUUUUGGUAAACAGGAGAAACCAAGGGAUUUAUAAAUGACUGUAAUUUGGGAUGACUAAUGACAUCACUUAUUUCUGUGAGCAUAUAGAUAUCGAAACCUUUUUCCCUCCAGAUUAUCAUGGAAGCAUGAUUGUGUCCCAGAAGACUGAUUACUAAAGAAAUGCAUGAAUAUUUUGUCCCUUUAAGAGUAUCAACUCAAAAAUAACCUAACAUUUCAAUAUCCAAAGCCUAAUUUUUUAAAGAUACUGUUUUCUGUAAAAAAUGUUAACUUAUUCAUGACAGUGUACAUAUAUUUAUAUUGAUAUAUCACUAAAUUGAUAUAGUUUAAAAACUAUUUCUAGGAUAGUCAUGUAAUUAGCUGUCAAGUUGAAAUAAAAUCUUUGAGAAAAUCGA